This is a messenger RNA of Clunio marinus, 249 nucleotides long. Lineage: Eukaryota; Metazoa; Arthropoda; Insecta; Diptera; Chironomidae. The record is from the annotation of a GenBank genome assembly.
AUGACAAAUGCUCUCAGCGGGAUAAACUUCUCUAAAUUCACUUUAAAUUUAACAUAUUUCAACAUAAACGUUUUCAUGAAUGAUAAAGAAAGAUGGAUUUAUGCUUCGCUAAUUCCAUUAAAGCUUAAACUUUACACAAAUAUUUCUGUCGCCAUAACUCAUGGCGAUGAAGACAAAAAGUUUUUCAUCCUUCAUCGAGACGUCAAAAAACACUGUCAAGUGGAAGUGACUUAUGAAGAAGCUUCUUAA